AACGAGAAUGUUCGGCAAAACUCCGUUAACUUUUUGCGUGGCUCUGAUUCUGUGGGGUUCAACGGCCCAAUCCGCCGAAGGAAGCUACGAAGAUGUAAUUGCAAAAUUAGACAACCUACUAUAUCGAGUGUUGAUGAGCGAAGUUAACAUCAAGGAUCGUCUCGAAGAAAUGGAAGAUCAGCUUAAGAAGACCCUAGAGCAGGUCGAUGAUCAACAUCUGUUGGCUAGGAUCGACGAGGUACGUGAAGAGCUUGCACAGGGCCAAGCAAGUAUUCGUACGGAGUUCUCAUCCACGUUGACCAAUGUGGGACAGGUUGUUAGUAAAGAAUUUACCGAACUGCGGAAUAACAUGGACCACCGGUUUGAAAUGGCGGAGAAACGGUUAGAGCAUUUAGUGCAAAAACAAGGCGAGCUUGCUGCUGAUCAUGAGGCAUUGGCUAGUACGUUGAUUGAAAUAGAACAAAGUGCAAGCGACAAAUUCGUCAACAUCAGUUACCGUUUAGAUGAAACGUAUGAACAUGUUGAAGAAGUUAUACAAAACCAGGAAAACAUUCAUACUGAGUUCUCAUCAAAACUAACAAGUGUGGUACAAGAUUUGAGCCAUAACUUCAACUUGGUGAUGUCCAACGUAGUGGAGGGCUUUGAAAAUGCAGAUAAUCGAUUCGAUCAUCUAAUGCAAACCCAAGCUGAUCUUGUUACAGGCUAUGGAGAGCUUACCUCUACUUUAACAAAAAUGGAGCAACACGUUAGUGAACAAUUUGUUGUGACACUGACAAACAUAACUGGUCAUUUUGAUAGCACUAAGGGUGAUAUUACACUCUUUCUUAAUGAUCAAAUCGAAGAUCUCGCAAUGAACCAGGACAACACUCGCUUGGAGUUAUCCUCGAAGUUGACAAACAUGCAACAGAACAUGACUGACAACUUCAACGCAAUCGUUUCUACUGUUAACGAGCGCUUCUCAAGUACGGAUGUGAGGUUUGACUAUCUCGAACAUAAUCAGAAUGAUCUUGUAAUAAACCAGCAAGCCUUCCUUUCGACCUUGACCAUCAUUGGUAACGAUGUGGUUGAUAGGUUCACCAUAAUAUCAGCAAACAUCAAUGAACGUUCUGACAAACUUGAAGACCAGCACAGAACAACAAAGGAUCAACUGGAUCGUCUCCUGCAGAAUAUGGACAACCAUCGCGUAGAAUUUGCAACGGUACUGACCAGAAUAGAACAAAGUACUAAUCAGAACUUCGUUACGGUGACAAACUACGCGGAGCAAAUUUUGCAACAGCAAGAAACUUGCUCAGCACCGCAGCAACCUCUGGUGGUGACAUCGUGCAAGAAUGCACUGACAUCCGGUCAGUACCAGCUGAAACCCUUCGGUACCGAUGAAGUUCUGGUAGGAUACUGCGAGCAAGAGAAGUUCAAUGGGGGUUGGCUGGUGAUACAGCAUCGAUUUGAUGGUUCAGUAGACUUCCAUCGUAACUGGAACGAGUACAAAAAUGGGUUUGGCUCCAUCGGGGGUGAAUUCUGGUUUGGAUUAGAUAAAAUUCAUCGACUUACCAAGAACAAAAACGUUGAAUUGAUUGUAGAACUGAUGGACUACAGCAACAAAUACAUCUAUGCACGGUACGAUUUGUUCGAAAUUGGCAGUGAGUCGCAAAAAUGUUCACUGGACAAACUGGGAUCGUACAGCGGCACUGCUGGAGAUUCCAUGAUAUACAACAGAGGCCAAAAAUUCUCGACCAAAGAUAAAGACAACGAUGGAGCCGAGAACCUGAAUUGCGCCGUUACCAGAGAGGGAGCAUGGUGGUAUAAUUUUUGUGGACAAGCAGACCUUAAUGGACAAUACGGUGUACGAGGUGAUUGGCGAUCCAUAUUCUGGUAUGGUUAUAAUCAAUAUGAUGGAAUGAAGUACACCAGGAUGAUGAUCCGAGAGAUGUAAAAUAAUUAGGUCCAAAGUAAAAAAAAAAAUGUUCUGUGAAACCAGUUUAGUACUUCUAAUUAACCCAUAUCUGCCCAGUGCCCCAUUUAUAACACAGUGAAUAGUGUAAAAUUAGCCUAAUGUUAAAAUACACAUUAAUAAAAAAAAACACAAUGAUUAUUGAGAUUUUUACAAUGUCAAAGCAAACAAGUCUUCA
Messenger RNA from Aedes albopictus (Asian tiger mosquito), 2126 nucleotides. RefSeq names its product angiopoietin-4-like. The transcript has 4 exons. Lineage: Eukaryota; Metazoa; Arthropoda; Insecta; Diptera; Culicidae. The coding region runs from base 8 to 1930 and encodes 640 amino acids. The record is from RefSeq and is a predicted model, not a curated record.